Messenger RNA from Solanum tuberosum (potato), 594 nucleotides. Its product is annotated as ribonuclease H-like. The transcript has a single exon. Gene Ontology annotation, molecular function: RNA-DNA hybrid ribonuclease activity; nucleic acid binding. Lineage: Eukaryota; Viridiplantae; Streptophyta; Magnoliopsida; Solanales; Solanaceae. Bases 1 to 594 code for a protein of 197 amino acids. The record is from RefSeq and is a predicted model, not a curated record.
AUGGUAAGGGAGCUGCAGAACUAUAGACCAAGAAUGUAUUGUCAGGCAGUGACAUGGAGUUUCCCAGAACAUGGAUGGUUAAAAUGCAACACGGAUGGUGCAUGUCGAGGAAACCCUGGGGAAAGUGCCCAUGGAUUUUGCAUCAGAAAUGAUCAAGGAAACCUAGUAUAUGCCGAGGCUCAAGAGAUAGGGAUUAAAACAAACAUGGAGGCAGAAACUAUUGCUUGCUUAAAUGCUCUUAGAUAUUGUAAGCAGAUGGAGUUUCACCAUAUUCUAAUUAAAACAGAUUCUCUCAGUGUGCAGCGAGUGAUAAUGAAGGAAUGGAAAAUACCAUGGCUAUUAGCAGAAGAUAUAGAGGAGAUACAACAGUUAUUGAGAAUCACACAAGCACAAGUUCAGCAUACAUUCAGAGAAGCUAAUCAGAUAGCAGAUAAGAUGGCAAACUUAGCAAUAGAUCAGGGAUGCAUAAUAAAGUGCCAGACUUUCCAACAACUACCAGUGGGUUACAGAAGACUUCUGAAUCUUGACAAAGCACAAAUAGCGACACUAAGGAUCAGAACAAGGAGGAUUACCAGUAGGAAUACAAAGGAGUGA